AUUCAUUGUACAGUGCAGAGUUUCUCGCUUUAUAUCUACAACAACGUACUUGAAAGCACAUGCUUAUAUGUGAUCCCGGCAGAGGCAUAUUUGUGCAAUGUCGAGUGCUAUAGAUUGCAUCACAGAAGGCAACGUCUGGAAGCUAAAGCAGCUCAUUCCAACGCUCGGCACGAAACACCUCAAUCUGGGGCUUAUACAGGCAGCUAAACUAGGUACCACAGAAUGUUGUCAGUGCCUGAUAGGCGCUGGAGCGGAAAUCAACUUCGUCAGCAACGCCAACUACACACCUCUUACAACCGCCAUCAAACACAACAAACCGGAAGUUGUGCGGCUGCUUCUCUCAUCCGGGUGUUCUGCGGAAAACAAAGGCGGACUAAACAGCUAUCCGCUUCAUAUCGCGGUACAACAAGGCUUUGAAAAGUGCGUAAACUUGCUACUGGAAUACGAUGCCUCAGUAAAUGUCAAGGAUGCUGAAGGUAAUACACCAAUAGUGCUAAGUGCUAUUUACGGUCAUUACGGGGCAAUGAGAAGUCUGCUUCAAGCCGGUUGUAAUAUAAAUGCCGCAAACAAACAUGGCUUGACAGCGUUGCAUUACGCCUGCCACAAAGCUCGUGGGUUCCAAGUGCUCUUGGACGCUGGGGCGGACCCGGAUGUAAGGGAUAAUGACAAUAUAACACCUAUAUUAAUGGCGGCAUCUGAAGGAUUCGAUGUCGUUGUGAAGGCCUUGGUAGAAGCUAAAUGUGAUGUGAAUAUUCCGAAUAACUCUGUUAAAAAGACUGCGUUACAUAUCCUGUCUUUUAAAGGUCACACCGAAUGUAUUAAUGCGCUGGUGUUUGGAGGCGCGGACAUAAACGCGUGCGAUGUCUAUAAAAGAACACCGCUGUGGUAUGCCAUACACAAUAAUAAAGUGAACGUAGUAAGGUUGCUAUUAAAAGCCUACAGUCACGUCGACACUUUCCAAUGCGGUGCCACUUCUACAUCAGACGACUGCCCAGCUCGUUUAGCGUUUCACAAUAAUAUGUUUGAUGUCAUAAAAUUCUUUAUUUUAACUGGAUAUGAUCAUUCUCACGUAAGAGAAAUUUUACAAAGUAACGCGUAUUCAGAUUGGCUGUUGUCAGUGGAAGAGUUUUACCAUUGGUCCGAUUUUGGAACUGGUGCGCAGACUUUGAAACAACUAUGUCGUAAGUGGAUUCGACAUCAUCUUGGGCGACAGUUUUACCACCACCUGCAAAUUCUACCUGUUCCGGAUAUAAUCAAGAGUUAUUUGUAUUUAGAAGAAUUACACGACCAUUAA
Dreissena polymorpha is the source of this 1294-nucleotide messenger RNA. Its product is annotated as E3 ubiquitin-protein ligase MIB2-like. Gene Ontology annotation, molecular function: protein binding. Gene Ontology annotation, biological process: intracellular signal transduction. The coding region runs from base 98 to 1294 and encodes 398 amino acids. The transcript is spliced from 3 exons. Lineage: Eukaryota; Metazoa; Mollusca; Bivalvia; Myida; Dreissenidae. The record is from RefSeq and is a predicted model, not a curated record.